CCGUUAGUUCCUCAGCAUGGAGGGCGGGAAAACCCGAGCUCCCGCUCCGCCUCAGAGCGGAGGGCGGGGAGACUUUCUCUAGGUUUGGUUUGGGCGAGGCGGCAGCGGGUCUUUGUGGGGAUUUUAGGGCAGGUUGGGCGUAAAUCUCUUCGGAUAAUGUGGAUAGCUGGGCCGUUCUCAGUUAAGGGAGGAGAGCGGACUAGUUACCAGCUUGGAAGAUAACUGAAAGCAUGUCUCUCGUUUGGGGGAGGCUGUGAGAAGGAUCUCUUUCAGUUUGGAACGAGAAGUGGAAAUAGAUUUUAUAUUUGAAGGAAGAGGUGGAUUCAGCCCCCUUUAGGUGUGGGGGGAAAAAGAGAGGAUGGGUGCGCUUUCUCGAAAAAGGAUGGAAUGAGUCAGUGUGAGGAGGCAGGUAGCACAUGUUCCUUCAGCUUGAGUGAUGAAUGAAAAGUAGAGACAGUCUUCGGUUUGGGGCGAGAUGAGUCAAACGCCCCAAGUUCCUAGUUUAAAGGGGAUUUCAUAAGAUCUCAGAAGCACGGAAUAGGCGAAUAGUUCCCUGUAGUUUGAAGGGAAGGCGGCGCCUCUCGGCUCCGGAGACGAGAGGAAUAGCCUCCUUUUCACCCUGGAGUGAGCGGGGAUCGGUCCCGGCCUUGAGGUUUCUGGGUACGUGGAGGGCAGCGGUGUCCAUCAAGGCUUUCUGGGUGUGCCCAGUGCGCGUGCGCAGCUCUGGUCUGGGAAUGGGCCGGUAGGGGGUCCCAGGUUUUGGAGACUGAGUUAGAAGGCAGCAGCGCACCGCCCUCUGCGGUUUGCUCAGCGUGCUACCGGGACCCGCAGCCUGGGCACCUGGAGCCGGCGGCCCGCAGCUGGGCAGCAUUCCGCGGUAGCUCGUCUCUGCUCCCCGAGACCCCUGUCCUUCCCGCUGCCCCGGGACGCGGUGGCUGGUCACCUCGCUGACUCCGGGUGAGAGGCGGUUUAGGGGAGCAUACUGGAGAGAGUGGGUUCAGGAUUCGGGGGGAAAGAGGGCUACACUGGGGAAUUUCCGGAGAUGAGCCCAACCUAGAAGAGAUGGAGGAGGGGAUCCCAACUGCUAGAGUCCUGGGCAGGGUCUCGGGGUCCGGACCUGGCGUGGGGGUAUCGGAGCCCGGAUUGGGGGGAGUGAGCCCCACGUGCCUGUGACGCGGGGGCGCCGGGUAGGCGGCGGCUGCGGCGGCGGCGGCAGCGACGCCGGGCCGGCGGCCGUGCAGUGCCGGGGGAACGGCGAGGCAAGCUGCAGGAUGCUACGCGCCGCACUGCUUCUUCUGCUCCGGCUGCCCCUGGCGGGGGCGGGGGCCACGGAAGAACCCACCCUGGAGUCGGGGCCGUUGGGGGAGCCUCCUCCAGGCUUGGCGCUCUUCCGCUGGCAGUGGCACGAGGUGGAGGCGCCCUACCUGGUGGCCCUGUGGAUCCUGGUGGCCAGCCUGGCUAAAAUCGUGUUUCACCUGUCUCGGAAGGUAACAUCUCUGGUCCCUGAGAGCUGCCUGCUGAUUUUGCUGGGCCUGGUGCUGGGGGGCAUUGUCUUAGCCGUGGCCAAGAAGGCCGAGUACCAGCUGGAACCAGGGACCUUCUUCCUUUUCCUGCUCCCUCCUAUCGUGUUAGACUCAGGCUAUUUUAUGCCGAGCCGGCUGUUUUUUGACAACUUGGGUGCCAUCCUCACCUAUGCUGUGGUGGGCACACUCUGGAAUGCCUUCACAACAGGUGUUGCCCUUUGGGGCCUGCAGCAGGCUGGACUUGUAGCUGGGCAUUCUCUUCUAUUGCAUCUUUCAAAUUACUCUGCCCCUAGGGUACAGGCUGGCCUGCUGGACUUCUUGCUCUUUGGAAGCCUCAUCUCAGCGGUGGACCCCGUGGCUGUGUUGGCUGUCUUUGAGGAGGUGCACGUCAACGAGACUCUCUUUAUCAUCGUUUUUGGCGAGUCCCUGCUCAAUGACGCAGUUACUGUGGUGCUGUACAAGGUCUGCAACUCCUUUGUGGAGAUGGGUUCUGCCAACGUGCAGGUCACUGACUACCUAAAGGGAGUUGCCUCCCUGUUUGUGGUCAGUCUGGGCGGGGCAGCCGUGGGUUUAGUCUUUGCCUUCCUCCUGGCCCUGACCACACGCUUCACCAAGCGGGUCCGCAUCAUCGAGCCGUUGCUGGUCUUCCUCCUCGCCUACGCAGCCUACCUCACUGCUGAAAUGGCCUCGUUGUCUGCCAUUCUUGCGGUGACCAUGUGUGGCCUGGGAUGUAAGAAAUACGUGGAGGCCAACAUCUCCCAUAAGUCACGCACAGCUGUCAAAUAUACAAUGAAAACCCUUGCCAGCUGCGCUGAAACGGUCAUCUUCAUGCUACUUGGCAUCUCAGCCGUGGACUCUUCCAAAUGGGCCUGGGACUCUGGGCUGGUGCUGGGCACCCUCUUCUUCAUCCUGUUCUUCCGAGCUCUCGGCGUAGUCCUGCAGACGUGGGUGCUGAAUCAGUUCCGGCUGGUCCCUCUGGACAAGAUUGACCAGGUGGUGAUGUCCUAUGGGGGCCUUCGGGGGGCUGUGGCCUUUGCUCUCGUCAUCCUACUGGACAGGACCAAGGUCCCUGCCAAGGACUACUUUGUGGCCACCACUAUUGUGGUGGUCUUCUUCACAGUCAUCGUGCAGGGUUUGACCAUCAAGCCACUGGUCAAGUGGCUGAGGGUGAAGAGGAGUGAUCAUCAUAAACCCACCUUGAACCAGGAGCUACAUGAGCACACUUUUGACCACAUUCUGGCUGCAGUGGAGGACGUUGUGGGGCACCAUGGCUACCACUACUGGAGGGACAGGUGGGAACAGUUUGACAAGAAGUACCUGAGUCAGCUGUUGAUGCGGCGGUCAGCCUAUCGCAUCCGAGACCAGAUCUGGGAUGUGUACUAUAGACUCAACAUCCGAGAUGCCAUCAGCUUUGUGGACCAGGUGGGCCAGCAGUUACCAGGUAGGCCAGUGGGAGGCCACGUCUUGUCCUCCACAGGACUCACUCUACCCUCUAUGCCUAGCAGAAAUUCUAUGGCAGAGACCUCUGUCACCAACCUGUUGAGGGAGAGCGGCAGCGGAGCGUGUCUAGAUCUGCAGGUGAUCGACACUGUGCGCAGUGGCCGAGACCGGGAGGAUGCUGUGAUGCACCAUCUGCUCUGUGGAGGCCUCUACAAGCCACGGCGCAGGUACAAAGCUAGCUGCGGCCGCCACUUCAUCUCCGAUGACGCACAGGAGCGACAGGACAAGGAGGUCUUCCAGCAGAACAUGAAGCGACGGCUUGAGUCCUUUAAGUCCACCAAGCAUAACAUCUCCUUCACCAAGAGCAAGCCUCGACCCCGCAAGACCAGCCACAAGAAGAAGGAUGGUGUGGCUAAUGCUGAAGCUACAAAUGGGAAGCCUCCUCGAGACCUGGGCUUUCAGGACACAGCUGCUGUGAUACUAGCCGUGGAGUCUGAGGAGGAAGAAGAAAGUGACAGUUCAGAGUCUGAGAAAGAGGAUGAUGAAGGGAUCAUCUUCGUGGCUAGAGCCACCAGUGAGGUUCUCCAAGAAGGCAAGGUCUCAGGAAGCCAUGAGGUAUGCCCGAGCCCACGAAUCAUCCCGCCCUCCCCAACCUGUGCAGAGAAGGAAUUACCCUGGAAGAGCGGGCAGGAAGACCUAGCUGUGUAUGUGUCUUCAGAAACAACCAAGAUCGUGCCUGUGGACAUGCAGACAGGCUGGAACCAGAGCAUCUCAUCCCUGGAGAGCCUGGCAUCCCCUCCCUGUACCCAACCCCCUACUUUAACCCGCUUGCCUCCCCACCCACUGGGCAUGGAAGAACCGCAGGUUCCUCUUGACCUGUCUUCUGACCCCCGCUCUAGCUUCGCCUUUCCCCCUAGCCUGGCCAAAGCUGGCCGGUCUCGAAGUGAGAGCAGUGCUGACAUCCCCCAGCAGCAGGAGCUACAACCCCUCAUGGGCCACAAGGACCAUACUCACCUUAGUCCAGGCACUGCCAACUCCCACUGGUGCAUCCAGUUCAACAGAGGAGGCCGGCUGUAGCCCAGGGCCUCAGGGAGGAGCAGGAUGUGGAGCCCCCGUGGGGAGUGUGCCUCAGGCCAUGGGCAGAGAAGCCUACUCAGCCUGGUAUGGGGCUAGGGGGUCUGGAAGUAGCAACUGGGCUUCCUUGGAACUGGUCAGAAGGGUUUCCUGGGCUGGUCCUCACAGAGACCCUUCUUGCCAUUCUCCCUGCUCCUGUCCCGUUUCCACAUUUCCUUUCCGAAACAUGGCUCAGGAUCCAGUCCAGAGUUCUAGGGCAUAGGCCCAUCCCUAGGGUGUCUUCCUGGACUUACUGUUGGCAGCUGUUUAUCCCUGCAAAGCAUCAUUCUUCAGUAUAUACUGGUCUUCCCUGUCCUCCACCCCAUCUCCAACACCAGGUCAGGAUCAGUGUGCUGGCAUGAGGCUUUGUAAGGGGCCGGUCCUCAGAGUGCCCGGGCUAGGAUACAAGGCAGGCCUCUGUCCCUGUUUCCGCUCACUUGUUGGGUCAGCUACAGGAGGAGUGGGAGUCUACCUCCACAUCUUGCUUUAGCUCUUUCUGUUUGCUGCCAGGUACUGAGGUAAUGGUGACUCCUUUUCUAGGACUUAGGCACAGGGCCAGGCUUUAGUUCAGAGCUGCUUUGUAGCCAGUCUGCUGCUCUAAGUCUAAGUCUGGAACUUUCCGGACCUUGGAUCUGAGAUUUCUGAAUAGGAGACAGAGGCCUCCAGGUACCUGGGUCACCACCUCAGGUAUCUCAGGGUCACUACCCCAUUCCCAUAGGGGCUGGGAUGCCUGGCUGCAAUGUCGGGGGAGGGGACAGCCAACUGAGUAACAGGUGGCUUUCCCGGGGAUAGCCCCUGCUUUGUGUUUUGUACCUUAAACCCAAGAUACAUUAAACACCGCUCAGAUGGAUGAGUGUCCUCUCCCAUUUGUCUCAGGCUUUCAGGGGUGGGGACAAGAAGGAUCUGCCUGUUUCAAGAUUUUUCAGGAGAGAAUAGUAGGAGAGGAGGUCUUAGGUAGAACUGUUAGUCCCUCUGGUCCCCGUAAGCACUUUUCCAACAUUAUUCCCCUAGCAGGAGGCAUGGAGUGGCAGUCUGGGGAUCACUUUAUGGGUUGGGGAAGAAGGUGUCUUAGAACUGGGAGUCAACACAAAUGGGAAAGUCCUAGAGGUCAGCGUCUAAGCUAUUCAAGGCUGAAGGCUCUAAAUGUAGUGACACAGACAUAUUUCUAGGAAAAUGUAGGGACAGGUGUGAGCCAAAUGCUACCCUGGGAAUUUAGGAGACAUAAGGAAGCAGUACAGGCCCUGACAUCGAUAGAUAACAGCGUUCCCCAUCCAAUUCCUACUGUGUCUGAAGAGUUUUUAAAAGCAUCUUUGAGAAUAAAACGGUAUAAAAUUCACUUGUUUAAAAUGUA
Messenger RNA from Meriones unguiculatus (Mongolian gerbil), 5427 nucleotides. It is a transcript of the gene Slc9a5, whose product is annotated as solute carrier family 9 member A5. NCBI's taxonomy places the organism in Eukaryota, Metazoa, Chordata, Mammalia, Rodentia, Muridae. The record is from RefSeq and is a predicted model, not a curated record. The transcript is spliced from 17 exons. Gene Ontology annotation, cellular component: membrane. Gene Ontology annotation, biological process: regulation of pH; sodium ion transport; proton transmembrane transport. The coding region runs from base 1272 to 4040 and encodes 922 amino acids. Gene Ontology annotation, molecular function: sodium:proton antiporter activity.